GGAUUCGCCAGCAGUUGCCGUUCGAGCGUUCCCAGAUCGAGAAUCCGCCAACAUAAUCUAUCUAUAUAUCAUUUUUUUUUUCAAGUGACUUGUGUGAUCUGUGAUUUUUGUUCAAAGCGCGAAAAUGUUGCGACCUCUGUUGACCGUUGCCCUUGUGCUUUUCGGCUUUUCCUCGGCCAUUUUGGCCGGUCGUCUUAGCCAGCGGUACUUGCCCACUCCGCAGGCGAGUCAGCUGCACUACCAUGGUGUGAGUGGCCAAGGACAUGCUCGUCCUGGCGCAGGACAUUCCUUUGGAGGCGGCUCCAGCUUCCAGCGACAGCAACAGCCCCAAAUUCCCAUCGUGAGGAGCGAUUAUAACAGCGACGCCAAUGGCAACUACAACUUCGGUUUUGACACUGGUAAUGGUAUUCACCGCGAUGAGACCGGUGAGUUCCGCGGAGGAUGGCCCCACGGAUCGCUGGGUGUCCAGGGAUCCUACUCAUACACUGGGGAUGAUGGCAAGCAGUACACGGUGAACUACACGGCCGAUAAGAACGGAUUCCAUGCCGAAGGUGCCCAUCUACCCGUUUCUCCCUCGGUUCCCGCUGCUCCAGCUGGACGCAGCUCUUAUGGCGCUGGUGGAUCUGGCUACCGUGGAUCGGCCUCAUCGCAUGUCCCAGCUCCUGCUCCUGCCACCCGAUAUCUGCCACCAGGAUAUCGCCAGCGCAGGCACUACUAGGUGAUACAAUCGAUGAGAUGGACAGAAGCCUACGAGCCAUUAAUCUGCUAUUAACACUGUAAAUUUCAAUAAAUUGACACUUCUUCUGGUAAUUUUGGAAAACAUA
Drosophila sechellia is the source of this 824-nucleotide messenger RNA. It is a transcript of the gene Cpr11B, whose product is annotated as Cuticular protein 11B. The record is from RefSeq and is a predicted model, not a curated record. Gene Ontology annotation, molecular function: structural constituent of chitin-based larval cuticle. The transcript is spliced from 3 exons. The coding region runs from base 125 to 718 and encodes 197 amino acids. Gene Ontology annotation, cellular component: chitin-based extracellular matrix. Lineage: Eukaryota; Metazoa; Arthropoda; Insecta; Diptera; Drosophilidae.